CCACGAACUCUCGGAGACUGAGACGCUGCUGACCAGGGCGUUUGCAAGCUGCAGCAUCCAACCAGUCGCAAAAAUACCUCUACUCUCGUGCUUAGCCCACUGACUUGCUCGGCCUGCUGAUGUGCUUGAUGCUCGUCUCUAAGCAAAAGGGUAUAUAUAGGUUCUCAGGUCCGAAGGAAACUCUCCUUCAUCCAUCAUCAUUCACAAGAGCUUUAGAUAGUAGUUUCCACAAAGCGAAAGUUUGGGACUAUUAAGAUCACCUCAACUUUAUCCUGCAAUACCAAACACCCUCUCCCAAUCAGCACCAUGCAAAUCAGCUUCAUUCUCACUGCCGUCUUCGCUCUAGGCGCUGCUACGGGAGCCUCUGCCACUGCUAAUCGUAAAGCCAAUGAGUUUACAAGCGGUAACUGUGCCCAAGGAACCGCCUCCUAUGAGCAUCAAAGCAACUACAACGUCGACGUCACGAUGGACGAUACCAGUCAUUCCGUCUACUUUGCCUCCGGGCCCUGGUUCUACUACGGCGGCAAGACCGGGAACGGCGGCAGGUGUACGGGCGAUUUGCUAGGAAGCUGGGCGAACGAUAAUAGUCAUCCAUGUGUGAAUUUGGAUCGAAGGGGUGCUGACGGUCGUCGUAUUAAGUGCGUUAAGUGGAAUAAUGGGAUCUAAGUUAAGGUCUUAUAGGGAAAUCUAAUCUAUUAGAUGAAUAGUAGUAUGAAGCUAAUAGGGCUAAGGAAGUUAAAUGGAAU
Messenger RNA from Pseudogymnoascus verrucosus, 746 nucleotides. RefSeq lists its product as uncharacterized. The transcript is spliced from 2 exons. NCBI's taxonomy places the organism in Eukaryota, Fungi, Ascomycota, Leotiomycetes, Thelebolales, Thelebolaceae. The record is from RefSeq and is a predicted model, not a curated record. Bases 307 to 666 code for a protein of 119 amino acids.